Ruditapes philippinarum (Manila clam) is the source of this 580-nucleotide messenger RNA. RefSeq lists its product as uncharacterized. The coding region runs from base 16 to 537 and encodes 173 amino acids. NCBI's taxonomy places the organism in Eukaryota, Metazoa, Mollusca, Bivalvia, Venerida, Veneridae. The transcript has 4 exons. The record is from RefSeq and is a predicted model, not a curated record.
GUUGAUACAGAAACAAUGUCACAUGUCUUCAUCAUGUUUUUUUUUGGAGGAACACUUACAACCAAGGCUCCUGUUAUAACAACUAAAACUACAACCUCGACGACAACACCAUCGCCAAAUUCACCAAUUCGUUGCUACACAUGCGGUGAUGGACAAGGUCAUAGUGUCGCACAACCGCACCAAUGUGUAACACAGGAGUAUUGCCAGCCAAAUGAGAUGUGUUAUGUGACAGAAAACGUUGUAGGAGGACAUAGUUCGUUUACUUACGGGUGUAGAUCAAAACUGAUGUGCCGUUAUGGUAUGAAACUUCAAUAUGAUCAUUACAAGCUGUGUGUACUUAACGUCACACAACCAGACUAUGGUUUGUCAUGGAACGCUGUUUGUGGAUCUGCUAAGAAGAGAUCGACAGAAACGUGUAACUCUUGCUGUGGUGAUAGUGGAUGUAACCACGGGUCAUGCAAAUACCAGAAUACCCACCUUUUCACUCUAGCAUAUUACGGUCGUGUUGACAUGACAACACUUAAAGUCAUUCACUAAUUUACCAUGUAAAUUGACUGAAAUAAAACAAUAUGUACCUAGA